AUGGCGCUUUUCUCCUCCAUUAUCGCCUCCUCCUCUGCCUUUCUCCUCCACGCGGCUGUCUCCUGGUGGGAGGAUGACGUGGCAGCAUUCCUCGCAGGGAUGGGUCGCACGCUGGCAGCAACAGCCCUUGUCGCAGCAGCAAUGGUGCUAUCCCACAUCAACUCCCUAGGCCUUGAGAUGGAUAUGCUCUUUUCCUCCCUCCGGGCCUUCCUUCAGCUCUGCGCCAUCGGCUUUGUACUCAAUUUUGUCUUCUCCAUUACUGGGAUAGUCUCGGUGCCUCUCAUCUUCCUCACCUUCUGCUUCAUGGUUACCAUCGCGGGGGUUACUGCGGCCUCCCGUGCUUCCCUCCCGGCUCUUCGUCUCGUCACCUGCGCGUCAAUCUUCAUCUCCUGCUCUCUCUCCCUCGUCGCGCUGCUGCUCCUCGGCAUCUUCCCGGCCACUCCGCGCUUCCUCAUUCCAGUAGCGGGGAUGCUUGUAGGCAAUGCAAUGACGGCCACAGGGGUGGCACUGCGCAGAUUGCGAGAAGAUCUCAAGUCAAGCGCAGCACAGGUGGAGGCGGCAUUGGCAUUGGGAGCAAAUCCAAUGCAGGCUGCAGCAACACUCAGGAGGAGAGCGCUAGUGGUCGCUCUGGCCCCUCUCCUUGACUCUACCAAGACUGUGGGUUUGAUUUCCCUGCCGGGAGCUAUGACAGGGCUGAUCAUGGGUGGCGCUUCCCCUUUUGAAGCCACGCACUUGCAGAUUAUAGUCAUGUAUAUGCUCAUGGCGGCGGCCACUGGGAGCAGUGUGCUGGCGGUUUCCUUUGCCUUAGCUCCACGUCACUCCUGGGUAGCCGAACAUCCUCGCAUGCUGUCUCCUCGCCCGAUACAAGCACAAUUAAGAUACGGCGGAGACAGACCAGCUGAAGUUGAAGCCUCCUCCGUUUACGGAGCCACUUUUGCAGAAGCAGUUGCGACAGAUGCUGCAGGAGGAGGAGGAGGCGGAGGGGGAGUAGCAGGGUCCGCGGAUUCUGUGUCGUCGUUUGGCUCCGCGCCUCUCGCUUCCGCGCUCUCGCCCAUGGGCGGAAACCCAGGCGUCACUCCCCUCCCCCGGCGGAGCACCGCGCGGGCGGGGGACGAGAGGGACGACGCGGAGAAGGGGAGAGAUUGGGGGAAGGGAGAGUCCGAUGGGGAAGGCGGAGGAGAGGCUCGACUCCCCCAAUCCGCGGGCGCAGCGCAGGGCUGGUUCGCGCGGAUGUCCUCGGGGGGAAGCGGAAGCGGAGUCGGCGGAGCUGUGAGCGGGCAGAAGCGCAACCCCGCGCUGUCGGUGGCGGCGAUGGGUAUCCGGCCGGGGACCCUUCUGCUGUGCUUUGUCGUGGGGCUGACUGCGGGGUUGCUGUGGCUGGACGGCGCGCAUAAGGGCGUGUGGCCACUGCUCUCCGACCUGCACCCGUUCCGCCAAGAACAGGUCGUGCGCCCCGCGCUUUCCCCCGCCGGCUUCCGCCAGGAGCGGCUGGCGGAGGCGGUUGCGCGGAGGGAGGCGGAGACGGAAGCGGCCGGGGAUCGCGUGCGAGGGACAAUGCUGUUGGCUGGUGGGAGUGGUGACAGCAGCAGCAGCAGCAGCAGCAGCAGCAGCAGCAGCAGCAGCAGCAGCAGCAGCAGCAGCAGCAGCAGCAGCAGCAGCAGCAGCAGCAGCAGCGGCAGCAGCGGUACUAUUAUAGGCAGUCACAAGGACAGUGGUAGCAGCAGCACUUUGGGUCGGCUUCCCUCCUCUCCGCUCUCGUCCUCCUUCCCCUCCGAUUCCGCCUCCUCCCUCACCACCCUCCGCGUUCCGCCGGCCCCCGACAGCGCGCAGUGCUCCGCGUACCACCGCGUGGACGCGCGCACGGGGGAAGAAACAGGCGGCGGCGUGCGCCCGCUGCUCAUCAUCGUCACCCCAACCUACGUGCGCCCGUUCCAAGCCAUGUACCUGCACCGCCUCGCGAACCUCCUCGCGCAAGUCCCGCCGCCGGUGCUCUGGCUGGUCGUGGAGAUCUUCCCGCAAUCCGCGGAGACGGCGGCGCUGCUGCGCGGGACGGGGCUGGUGUACCGGCAUCUGGUGGCGCACAAGAACAUGACGGACAUCAAGGACCGCGGCGUGCACCAGCGCAACGCCGCCAUGGAGCACGUGGAGAAGCACCGCCUGGACGGCAUCAUGUACUUCGCGGAUGACGAUAACAUCUACUCGCUGGAGCUCUUUGAGGAGAUGCGCGCCAUCAAGCGAUUUGGCACAUGGCCAGUGGCAAUGCUGCAGCAGGGCAAGUCUCGGGCAACGCUGGAAGGGCCAGUGUGCGAGGCCGGCAGGGUGAUUGGAUGGCACACCAAUGACAAGAGCCGGCGAGUGAGGCGCUUCCACGUGGACAUGUGUGGAUUCGCGUUCAACUCUACGAUUCUCUGGAACCCGUCGCUGUGGCGCCGCCCAACGGACCAGCCAAUCAGACAGCUGGAUUCUGUGAAGGAGGGGUUUCAGGAGACCACGUUCAUAGAGCAACUGGUAGCAGACGAGUCACAGAUGGAGGCGCUAGCAGACGACUGCUCCCGGGUGCUUGUGUGGCACGUGCAUCUGGAAGCACCCCGCAUCUCCCCCUUCCCCCACUGGAGCGCUCCCCUCGUUCUCCCACCCAUACUCUCUGCCCGGGUUCCUCCUGCUGUUGUUGCCGCUGUUACGGCUGGUGGGGAUGUUGCUGGUGGUGGUUCUGGCGAUGGUGGCACAGAUGGUUUGUUGUCCGAGUAG
Messenger RNA from Closterium sp. Naga37s-1, 2748 nucleotides. Lineage: Eukaryota; Viridiplantae; Streptophyta; Zygnematophyceae; Desmidiales; Closteriaceae. The record is from the annotation of a GenBank genome assembly.